GUGUCUAGAGCCUCCGGAACCCCCUCGGGCAAGCAAGUCCAGCUCUGGGGGAUAAAUUCUCCGAGGUCCGCGGGGGCACUCUGGGGGUCCCCGGGGUGCCCGGUUCCUUGUCGCGCAACUUCCCAGGCUCCUAGGGGUGAAAGCUCGACUGGAUUUAUCCAAAUCCAGGAGGCGCGAUCAGCUUACAGAUUGGACAUAAGGAGGCUCCAAGAAGGUGAAUCACGGACCUGAGCAAGUGCAGCGGUCUGAAAAACAGCAUGUACACACCCAUCCCACAGAGUGGCUCUCCGUUCCCAGCCUCGGUCCAACACCCAGGCCUACACAUAUGGCGUGUGGAGAAGCUGAAGCCGGUGCCCAUAGCACCAGAGAACCAUGGCAUCUUCUUCUCUGGGGAUUCCUACCUAGUGCUUCACAAUGGCCCGGAAGAGGCCUCCCACCUGCACCUCUGGAUAGGCCAGCAGUCAUCCCGAGAUGAGCAGGGGGCCUGUGCCGUGCUGGCCGUGCACCUCAACAGCCUGCUUGGGGAGCGGCCCGUGCAGCACCGUGAGGUCCAGGGAAAUGAGUCCGACCUCUUCAUGAGCUACUUCCCACGCGGCCUCAAGUACCGGGAAGGCGGUGUGGAGUCCGCCUUUCACAAGACAACCUCGGGGGCUGCCCCAGCAGCCAUCAGGAAGCUCUACCAGGUUAAGGGGAAGAAGAACAUCCGUGCCACCGAGAGGGCGCUGAGCUGGGACAGCUUCAACACCGGGGACUGCUUCAUCCUGGACCUGGGUCAGAACAUCUUUGCCUGGUGUGGUGGAAAAUCCAACAUUCUGGAGCGCAACAAGGCGAGGGACCUGGCCCUGGCCAUCAGGGACAGCGAGCGGCAGGGCAAGGCCCAGGUGGAAAUCAUCACCGAUGGGGAGGAGCCGGCCGAGAUGAUUCAGGUUCUGGGCCCUAAGCCUCCUCUGAAGGAGGGCAACCCUGAGGAAGACAUCACAGCGGACCAGACCAACGCCCAGGCUGCAGCCCUGUACAAGGUCUCUGAUGCCACUGGACAGAUGAAUCUGACCAAGGUGGCUGACUCCAGCCCCUUUGCCUCUGAACUGCUGAUUCCAGAUGACUGCUUUGUUCUGGACAACGGGCUCUGUGGCAAAAUCUACAUCUGGAAGGGGCGAAAAGCUAAUGAGAAGGAACGGCAGGCAGCUCUCCAAGUGGCUGAUGGCUUCAUCUCUCGGAUGAAAUAUUCGCCAAACACUCAGGUGGAGAUCCUGCCCCAGGGCCGAGAGAGCCUCAUCUUCAAGCAAUUCUUCAAGGACUGGAAGUGAGGGUGGGCGGCCCAAUCCCUGCCCUCCCGCCUCCCCCCACCCUUGUUCCCCACUGGCUGCUGAGUCAGCACAGAGGUGCCCUCUGGGUGCUCAGUAAAGAAGACACAUUCCGUUCUGCUCUCUUC
Messenger RNA from Meriones unguiculatus (Mongolian gerbil), 1432 nucleotides. RefSeq names its product capping actin protein, gelsolin like (gene Capg). NCBI's taxonomy places the organism in Eukaryota, Metazoa, Chordata, Mammalia, Rodentia, Muridae. The transcript is spliced from 11 exons. The coding region runs from base 258 to 1307 and encodes 349 amino acids. Gene Ontology annotation, cellular component: actin cytoskeleton; cytoplasm. The record is from RefSeq and is a predicted model, not a curated record. Gene Ontology annotation, biological process: barbed-end actin filament capping; actin polymerization or depolymerization; actin filament severing. Gene Ontology annotation, molecular function: actin filament binding; phosphatidylinositol-4,5-bisphosphate binding.